UGUCGGAUCCUUGUAGGAAGUGAACGGGAGAAGCUCUGGAGCUGCUGCCGUCGUUCACCUCGCCUCUGCACCGGCGGACGUCCCGAUCUCUACCGGACCCCAUCAACACAACAUGUCACGAAUAUAACAACCGGGAGCACUUUCCAGCAGCGAGGAGCGGAUCCGCGCUCAUCUCCCCCGGGGCUGAGGUUUGACCACUCCACUGUGACUUCAGGCUUUCGGAACGAGUCGUUAUAGGAGGCCAACUUUCCACUAACAAUAUCUGUUGGCAAUAAGAGAAAAAUUAAGAGCAAUCAUGAGCGCUCACGAGUCAGACGUGCACACCAUCUCUCCGGAGCUGCCGGCCAUGUUUGACGGCAUGAAGCUGGCAGCGGUGGCCACGGUGCUCUACGUCGUCGUCCGCUGCUUGAACCUCAAAAGCCCCACCGCGCCCCCCGACCUCACCUACCAGGACACGCCCCUCAACCGCUUCCUUCUGAAGUCCUGUUCUCAGCUGACCAAAGAGUACAUUCCUCCCUUAUUAUGGGGCAAGAGUGGCCACCUCCAGACAGCACUGUAUGGUAAACUUGGCCGGGUGAGCUCCCCGAACCCCAGUGGAAUCAGGAAGUACUUGCCGAUGCAGGAUGGGGCCACGGCGACCUUUGACCUCUUUGAGCCACUGGGGGACCAUCGAACAGGAGAUGACAUCACCAUGGUGAUAUGCCCUGGCAUUGGCAACCACAGUGAGAAGCAUUACAUCCGAACGUUUGUGGAUCACGCCCAGAAGGACGGUUACCGCUGUGCUGUGCUGAACCACCUGGGAGCUCUUCCCAACAUCGAGCUCACCUCCCCACGAAUGUUCACUUACGGGUGCACAUGGGAGUUUGCAGCCAUGGUCGGUUACAUUAAGAGGACGUAUCCUCAGACGCAGCUGAUGAUGGUCGGCUUCAGUCUGGGUGGGAACAUUGUCUGUAAGUUCCUGGGCGAGAACAGGACGAACCAGGAGCGCGUGCUGUGUUGCGUCAGCGUGUCUCAGGGGUACAGUGCUCUCAGGGCCCAGGAAACAUUCCUCCAGUGGGAUCAGUUCAGACGCUUCUAUAACUUCCUCAUGGCCGACAACAUGAAGAAAAUCAUUCUCUCCCACAGACACAGUCUGUUUGGAGGAAACUCAGUUAAAGUGAUUGAUGCAGAUCUUAGUCGGCUGUACACAGCGACUUCCCUCAUGCAGAUCGACGACAACAUCAUGAGAAAAUUCCACGGCCACAGCUCUCUCAAAGAGUACUACGAGAAGGAGAGUUGUGUUCAUUAUAUUCACAAUGUAAAUGUGCCACUGCUGUUAGUGAACUCUGCAGAUGAUCCCCUGGUCCAUGAAUCACUGCUCACUAUCCCUCGCACACUAGCAGCGAAGAAGUCGAACGUGAUCUUUGCCCUGACAUUGCACGGAGGCCACCUGGGCUUCUUCGAGGGCGCGGUGCUUUUCCCCCAGCCCCUCACCUGGAUGGACAAAGUGAUUGUGGGUUACGCCAACUCCAUGUGCCAGUGGGAGAAACAGAAACCGCCAUGCCAAAGCGGGCCCCUGACUGAGAGGUCCUGCGCGCAGGAAAAAGCCUAAACCCUCCGGCCUGUACGUCUCUCACCCUCUCUUUCUGUCCCCUCUCACCCCUCUCACUCCCCUCACCCCCUCCAGCACCAUUGUCCCUGCACUGAGGAGACACCUGAACUGAACCUUAAACUGCUCUCUCUUCUCUGCCUUCUCCUCCGGGUGCUACUCACCGCUACUGACCCACACAUGUCAAGCCUUCACCACAACCCCCCCCCCCCUCCCCCGCCCUUUCUAGUCACCAUCACCUUACAGUAUGUCAAGGGACAGAAACAAUUAACUGCCUUUGUGCUCGUUUUCGUUGCGAGACCUUUUGACAUUUUUCGUUUCUUUACACGCACACAGCAACGAUCCUUGGCGAGCGGAGGCGUUGACCAAAUAGACGCUGGCAUUAGAAGGAACACGAGAACAACCCUUUGAGUUGUCCAGUGACAAACAAGAGCACACGAGAAGCCUCCUUUUUAAACCUAAAUCAAGACUGUGCUGCAGACGGUGUCCGUUUCCUGCACCUUUCUAAGAAGCUCACUGCUAAUCACCGCCAAGGCCGCAUAGCCUAGUCCGCUGUCUUAACCAACACAGCGUCUUUCUAGUAUGUUUGUGACCCACAGAUGUAGUUUAUAUAUCUGUGUGUGCCUGUGCAGACCGAGAGUGGAAGACAGAGCAUGUGAUCCUUGUGUUUUGGUUGGUUCAAAUUCUCCGUUCUUUGUUCUUCUGGGUGAACUGUUGCUCCAUGGUUGGUAGGAAAUGUUCAGUAGAGAAGUGUUCAAGAGGGAUUUUACACUUUACAUCCUCCUGGCAUCAGACAUGACCGGGGAUCAGCCCUAGAUGGGACUCAUACACAUUCCCUCGGUCGCAUUCUAUCGUUUUGAUUCAAUGCACUUUAAACCCUGUAUGACACAAUCUUUUCUUUUCCCGUUUCUUUUCGUUUUUUUUAACCCUUUAUAGGUUUCAUAGGUUUGAGAAGAGGAACUGGUAGGAGCGAGGAUGAUAACAAGAAGUUAGAUGACUCAAAUGUUCCCUGUGUUCUCUUCCGUCGGCGUCUCUGAGCCCUCUUACUUUUCCGUCUGCCUAUGAUCAGCUCCAGGAUCCUGCAGAAACUCUGAAACCGUUUUCUUACUGCACAGACGAGAACCUGCUGCCCCUGCACACAGAGGCUAGUACCCGACCCGAAGUUUCAAAAUGCUGUCUACCUAUUAGUCAUUCUGUUGCUAUUGAUGGGAGAGCUCAGCAGCAUGAAGCAGACCUUAAGAUUAUUAUAAUCUGAGCUGUGAGGUGUGAUGAGCAGGAGGGCUGAGGAUGCCAAACGAAACCAAAUAGUAUAAUUUAGAUGGAGAAACCUGAAUCCAAGAAAGAACAGACAGAUUCUACAGAUUUAACGACUUUAAGCUUUUCCUAUUUUCUUGGCUGAGCAUUAAAGCCACAGCGACACAGCAGCGUGGACCGCUGCAAUUUACACUAACUAAUCACAACUCUGUUUCGAUCACAUCUGGAUGAGACCUGUGGACUUUUCAGAACCUGAACCUGACCGAGAGCUUCUCUCAAACCUUGUAAGGGCCCAGGAAGUCCAGCCAAACAAAUCUGUAUCUAAACACUGGUGAGACCAUUGGGCAACAAAGGAACGUGCAGGGAUUGACAAGCGUGCAUCUUAGACCUUUUUAGACCAAAGAUUAUGUUUUAGUACGAUCUGCCAUGUUCUGGUGUUUAUUCCAGUUUAAGGGAAUUUUGGCAAAUCUAGGCAAAUUCAUGUAGCUGCACACUGUCAAUCAUAGAGGAGUGCAGAAUAUCUGAAACAAUCAAAUUAAAAGUUUUUAAUUUGUUGUUAAUACUCAAAGACGAGAAAAUAACAACUGAAUAUUAGUCAUGCCGAGCAUCAGAGUUCAAUAUUGGAAGCUUACUUUUUCAACGGAAUAGAAAUAUUGCUGUAAUAGUAAAUAUCAUCAUGACUGAAAUCGCUGGAACUUUUUGGACUUUCACAGAGUUUUUUUUUUCUCUGAUAAUAUCCAGACAUUUCUGUCAGUGAUGACAAUAUUGAACUGUGGAUUCACUGAUCCACUCUGAAUUUCGGCCUGAUCUUAUUUUAUCCACAUCUAGAAUCUGCACACCGUCCCUGUGUGGCACUGUAAGGUUAGAACGAGACCAGGGAUUGCUCUGAUCAGGACUGAAUUCACGACACUGAAAGUGUGAAGACACUGAGUUGUAUAACAACAGACUUUAUUUAACUAUAUUUAUUAUGGACGAUGAGGGACAUCACAGAGGAGAGUGUGUCAGUGUCUCUCUGAGCCGUCGGCCAUUUUUUUUCUUUCAUCGUCCAAAACCACAGAUCGCUGUUGCCCUCGGAUGUCGGGGAGACCAAACUACAACUGCCAGUCAUUAAUGGCGCACAUCCUCUCAUUCCCCCUCACCGAGGUUAUUCUGGUCACGGUCCACAGCUCUCCUUUCAAAACAACAUCAAACAGUCCUGUGGGGGUUUUCUGUCCUGGCCACACCAGGCACAAACUCUGUUAUCUGUGUUCUUUCUAAGUUUCUCCCCUCCACCCUAUUUUUUGCACAGUAAUACAGGUUUAGAUGUUUUAUUUGAAUGUGUUAUUUUUUUGCUAGUUGGAUCAUUUUGUGUAUUUCUUUGUUUUGUAUUUUGUAUUGUUAUUAUGGCAUUUUGUGUUGUGCACAUGCAUCAGAGUGGGAGUGCUGAUGGGUGAACUUGCAGUAAGUGUAUACUGUGUCAUGUCACCACCUCUGAUUUGACAAAAACCAAAACUUCUUCACUUUAAAAAAAAGGAAAAAAAUAAAUAUAUAAAGAUAGAAUAUAUAGAAUUAUUUGAGGGACCAGGGAUGACAACUAAAGGCAAUAACCGCCCGGGACCGAUUCUCUUUUCUUAUUAAUACUAAUGUGACGGGGAAAUAGUGUCAAAGUUUAUUAGACCAAAACAUGUCACAUAGUUUUUCUCAUGGAUGUGGAAUCUGACAUGUUUUUGCUGUGUUGUUAUGAACAUGUGCUCCUCUGUAUUUAUCCUAACCCCAGUGUUCAGGCAAUCCUUAUCUCAACAUUGUGGGCUUGUUAGGAAGUGAAAUAUAAAAACGUCUCGAGUGACUUAAAAUGGCGAUGAAUCCAAAAAUACACCUUGGAUCGAGGGGGGGGGGGGGCGUCACUGAGUGUUUGUUUUUCCCCUGAAAUAAUCUUGAGCCUCAGUAAACGGACGCGAGCCCACAACACGUGAACCCACAGUUAUCAUUAUACAGCUUUAAUUUAGUGUUGACAUUUUGAUGCUGACGGUGAAACGGACGAGGCGACAACUAGAGGGAGCACACAGUCACACAACAUAACUCUGAUAUCCAAGCCUGGGUGUUUUUGUGGAAGAAAGCCAGUGGUGUGUGUGUGUGAUCUAAUUACGAGAGAAAAUAUGGUUAUUGUGUUCCAAAAUAAAUUAUUUUCUCAAAAGAAAAA
Molecule: messenger RNA, 5021 nt
Organism: Platichthys flesus (European flounder)
Lineage: Eukaryota; Metazoa; Chordata; Actinopteri; Pleuronectiformes; Pleuronectidae
Product: monoacylglycerol lipase ABHD2
Exons: 12
Coding region: 296-1591 (431 amino acids)
Biological process (GO): medium-chain fatty acid biosynthetic process; acylglycerol catabolic process; steroid hormone receptor signaling pathway
Cellular component (GO): sperm flagellum; sperm plasma membrane
Molecular function (GO): monoacylglycerol lipase activity; acetylesterase activity
Source: RefSeq, a predicted model, not a curated record